UAUACAAAUGCCACAUUUUGACAUUUUUAAAACAUUUCCCUCUUCAUUGAAAAUGACAACUGGAUUGGUGUUGUUUGUUGAGGUUUGUUGUCAAAUUUCGUUUGUCACUGUCAGAAUAAUUCAUACAAUAUUCCUAUUUUCUUAUUCACUUCGGACUCGGUGGGUCAGCUAUUUUAGUUCUAUUGUUGACUGAACUGAAUAUUAAAGUGGAAAUAAUUCAUAACAUACAAAAUGCUGCGCAGUAUUGUGGAGUAUUAUGCAGAACAUGAACAGUAUAGAUGUGGAUACUGUAAGAGCCCUGAUACCAAUUAUAGUCAUGGUAUGUGGGCUCAUGCCAUGACUGUAAGCGAUUAUCAAGAUUUAAUUGAUAGAGGAUGGAGGCGGUCAGGAAAAUAUUGUUAUAAGCCUACAAUGGAUGUUACUUGUUGCCCCAUGUAUACUAUACGAUGCAGAGCGUUAGAGUUCAAACUGACUAAAUCUCAAAAGAAAGUGGUGAAGCGCGUGAACAAGAUACUGGCUAGUCAAGAUGCCUCUGCAUCAGCAGGUGAUGGUAACAGGAAGAUGUCUACCUGCAGCAGUGGUAGUGAAGUACUGGCUGAAGGGUUCGAGGAAGGAGGUGAACAGUUCAUUGAAACUAUGAGGGACCAUCAAGAUUUGAACUUUGACAUUAUAAAGAACAGUGAACUUUUAGACUGCAGUGCUGGGGAACAAGCUGGAGAUAGUAUCACCCAGAAGGACUUGGCAAAGAAAAAUGAACCUAAACCCAAUUCUUCACAGGAGAAAGUGGUCAAGAAAGAAUUGCAGGAACAGGAACCUAUUACUAAUAAACCCUCACGUAAGAAGGCGAAGCAGUAUAGGCGAGAGAGGCGAUUAGAAAAACUUAAAGAGAAGGGCAUUAACGAGGUCCCUCCGUACACGCCCAGGUUCAAAGAGAAACACCUCGAGGACUUUCUGAACGAAUUACCCGAUGAUGUCAAACAUAAGCUAGAGAUAAAGUUGGUAAGAACAGCACCUCCUAGCCCUGAAUGGCUGGCGACGUCGAAGCAGUCUCAUGAAGUGUAUGUCAAGUAUCAAACGACGAUACAUGAUGACAAACCUGAUAAAUGCACGGAACCAAAGUUUCAUGACUUUUUAGUACACAGUCCUUUGUUGGAAGAACAUACCGAGGAUGGUCCGGAGAGUGGGUACGGGUCGUUCCACCAGCAGUACUGGUUGGAUGGCAAGAUCAUCGCCAUCGGAGUCAUAGACAUACUGCCCAAGUGCGUGUCUUCUGUUUACUUCUUCUACGACCCGCAGUAUAUGAACAUGACUUUAGGAACUUAUGGAGCGCUGAGGGAGAUCGAGUUCACUAAACAAUUGCACUCUGUGUGCCCAAAAAUCGAGUAUUACUACAUGGGAUACUACAUACACACCUGCCGUAAGAUGCGGUAUAAAGGAAACUUCUUCCCAUCAGACUUGUUGUGCCCAGAGACCUAUAAGUGGUUCCCAUUGGGAGACUGUAUUCCUAAGCUAGAAGUGACGCCAUACUCGAGGCUCAAUCCUGACGUGGACGGCACGGAUGACAAUUAUCCUGAAGAAAGCGAUAUAAAUUAUAUCCCUAUGUGGGUGAACGGAGUCAUAAUGUUAUACAGACAUUACAAGAGGCACACAAAUGCCAAAGACACUGAAGAUCUCAUAGAAUACGCACGUCUGGUCGGCACCAAAUCAUUAAAGAGUUUAAUUUUAGUACGAUAGACUUAACUUAUUAAUAGUCCUUAUUCCAAUCAAUUACAAGCCAUAAUUGAGUUUUAAAACUAAGCUUUUAGUGUUUUUAAGUCCUUGCAUAAAUUCGGAGUGUUUACGUCAAUGCAAUAAACUUUUAAAAUAAAAAUAUUUAUUACUUGUACUUGAUUACCACCAAACUUAAUUAUAAUGUGUGAUACUUUCGGUGUUUUUGUCUGUUUCUGUAUGGGAACCACAAUUGAUGCUUAGAUUUACAUACAUAGCUACAUUAAAUAGUAUUAAUGUAUGGAUUAACGAAGCGUGAAUCUUGGAAUUUUAAUAACAUGUUCUUUUGUUGUGAACAUGAGAACGGCGAAUAGUUGGUAAUAGACCUUGUAAAGGGAAUGGCUGUCACACUACCGGCUCGCGUGUCACCGUAUCACGUCAACUUAAUGUAGACCUAUACAGUAUACAUACAUGUUAUUUAUUUACAUUUUACUAAAGAUAUGAAGCUCUCUGUAUACCAGUCAGAUAAGUAGACACUUAGAAUUUUUUCAACUAUAUUGCUGUACAGAAUGAAGCUUUAACACCGUGUUUUAAAGCUUUAAUAAUGUUGUAUUAAUAAUUGAAAGUCAUAUGAGUCUACAAAUAUAAGUGUUUUCAGCCUAACCCUAAUUGUAUUUCGGUUUUCGUUAUAAUCAAAUCCAACAUAAAUUCCUUUGCUAUCAAUAAAUGGGCAAAUCGAAAUCAGAAAUAAAUUCUAGAGUAGUUCUAUAAAAAAGUUAAAACGUUCUAAAUUUUAAUUAUUAACAAUAAUUUGUGUGUAAGGCCGAUAAAAUAAAUAAUAAAAAAACUGUUAAUCACGUUUAAUAUUUUAAUAAUAUCAAUUGAAUAAUAAAUAGGUGUUGUAACGGUGUAUAUAAUCAAUUUUACCCUUCAAAUAUAUAAUUCCUCAUAUCAUACUUUUAUCUGGAAAAAGUAAAAGUAUAAAAUUACUUAAUUGUAUAAGUAGGUAGUAAAAAAUGUGUAACUUGACCAUUGAUAAACUGCAACUAUAUUGUUCGAAUGUCUACUAUUUUAUUGUUUGUUCCUAUCUGAAAUAAUAAAAUAAAACUUUAUUUUAAUUAUUUAUGAUUCCCAAACCAAAAUUGACGCCGUAUACUCAAACUCUAGAUACAUAAUGAUAUUCUUUGAAUCCAGACCUUGAAUGUUAAGGCUUUGACAGUUAUUAGAAAACUGUCGAAGGCAAAUCCUUCGCUAACGUCACCGGUGACCCUCAUGGCAUUUCAUGUGUUCACAUCACACAUCAACAGCCUAUAAAUGUCCACUGCUGAGCAAAGCCUCUUCUCACACGAAUUAUAAGCCCAGGU
Molecule: messenger RNA, 3071 nt
Organism: Spodoptera litura
Lineage: Eukaryota; Metazoa; Arthropoda; Insecta; Lepidoptera; Noctuidae
Gene: Ate1
Product: arginyltransferase 1
Biological process (GO): protein arginylation
Cellular component (GO): cytoplasm
Molecular function (GO): arginyl-tRNA--protein transferase activity
Source: RefSeq, a predicted model, not a curated record